AUGGAUUCCUUACAUAUUCAAACAGUUGAAAUGCACACGGGUGGGGAGCCUCUUAGAAUCUUGAAGUCGGGGCUACCCGAGGUCCACGGAGCGACUCUGCUGGACAAAUUCAAGUACUGCCUCGAAAAUAUUGACCACGUGCGGAAAUUUCUCAUGCAAGAGCCGCGCGGCCAUAAGGACAUGUUCGGAGUUUACCUAGUUCAACCGGACAUUGAAGAGGCGGCGCUGGCCUGCAUCUUCAUCAACAGCGGGGGGUACUCGACCAUGUGCGGGCACGUCACUAUCGCCCUGGGGCGUUACGCGGUUGAUCGAGGGCUUAUCAGAGCUCCUACGUCACCAGUGACGCGCUUCCUACUCCAGUGCCCGUGCGGGCCCGUGGAAGUGUUGGUGGAUUAUAAGGAUGGAAAGGCCGGGGCGGUGGCCUUUUGCAGUGUGCCGUCGUUCUUGAACGCAAAAGAUUUGGAGGCCGAAGUACCGGGGUUCGGCACAGUUACUUUUGACAUCGCAUACGGUGGGGCUUUCUACGCCAUCGUACCCGCCAGCAGAGUAGGCGUAAACCUGGAUACCGCCUCUGCACAGGAGAUUAGACACGCCGCCGGAAAUCUUACAGACGUUAUACGUGGGAGCUUGAAGUUGACGCACCCCGACAGUCCAGACUUGGCUGUCCUGCACGGCACCAUAUUGAUCGACGGAAAUGACGUAGCUGGGAAGUCUGAAAAUGCCCAAGUGUGUGUGUUCGGAGAGAGACAGGUUGACAGAAGUCCAUGUGGUUCUGGAACAACUGCAAGGGCCGCCCAGUUGUUCUUCAGGGGUCAGUUGAAACUGAACGAAGCAAGAGACUUCCGGGGCCCCACGGGGUCAACGUUCAAAGCCACCGUGGUUAAAGAGGUGAAAUAUGGCCCCCACGAUGCUGUCGUGGUUGAAGUAUCGUCCAAGGGUUUCUACAGUGGCGAGUGCGAAUUCGUUCUAGAAGCAGACGACACUAUAGGGAACGGAUUUCUGCUGCGUUAA
This is a messenger RNA of Mya arenaria, 1011 nucleotides long. Its product is annotated as trans-L-3-hydroxyproline dehydratase-like. The transcript has 4 exons. Lineage: Eukaryota; Metazoa; Mollusca; Bivalvia; Myida; Myidae. The record is from RefSeq and is a predicted model, not a curated record. Gene Ontology annotation, molecular function: hydro-lyase activity. Bases 1 to 1011 code for a protein of 336 amino acids.